Monoraphidium neglectum is the source of this 279-nucleotide messenger RNA. RefSeq lists its product as hypothetical. Gene Ontology annotation, biological process: proteolysis. The record is from RefSeq and is a predicted model, not a curated record. The transcript is spliced from 3 exons. The coding region runs from base 1 to 279 and encodes 92 amino acids. NCBI's taxonomy places the organism in Eukaryota, Viridiplantae, Chlorophyta, Chlorophyceae, Sphaeropleales, Selenastraceae. Gene Ontology annotation, molecular function: serine-type carboxypeptidase activity.
AUGAACGCCGAGCGCAAGAUCUGGCGCGACGACGACGGCAAGACCCUCGGAUACAUCAAAAACCAUCGGACCCUGACGCACGUGGUCAUCCGCAACGCAGGCCACAUGGUGCCCCACGACCGGCCAGAGGUGUCGCAAGCGAUGCUGGAGACCUGGGUCGAGUCGACACGCAAAGGGGACGACCGCAUGGCUGCGGCGGCCGCUGCAGCCGCCGCCCAGGGGGCCCGCGCUCUGGCGAUGCCAACCGCAGGCGGCGCGGCUGACGUGGCGGCGUCGUGA